AGUCGUGACGACUCUUCUCAACUGCCUAAGAUGGAAAACAGACGACUCACCAUCACCGAAGAGCCUAAGCCCUCUAUCCAAGAGCGACUGCAAAAGCACUGUCUUGACGUCACCCCGGAUGGCCAAUUUGUACGAUGGUCGCGGGAUAACCCCCUAUUCCCGCGCAAUUGGUCCAUAGCGCGCAAGUCAUACGAUGUGGGAGUCAUUUGUCUGUUGGAUCUUGUUAUAACAGCCACCAGCACCGCGGGAGCCGGCGCUGCUGCAGAAGCCAAGCAUGAGUAUGACAUGCAUCACACUUUGGCCAUCUUUUGCUUUGUGACCGUAUUCUUGCUCGGCCAGGUGGUGGGCACUAUCGUGUUCCCUCCGUUUUCUGAGUCCUUCGGGCGCAAGAGAAUGUAUAUGAUCAGUGCACUGCUCAGCAGUAUCUGCUGCAUGUUCGUCGGACUAGCCCAUUCUUUGCCGGCGAUCAUCAUCCUGCGCGUGGUGGCAGGGUUACUCUCUGCAAUCCCAUACACUAUCAUAGGAGGCAGCAUCGAGGACAUGUUCAAUUCCCGGGGUCGUAUUUGGGUCAUUUUUGCCUGGACAGUCUCAUCCAACAUUGGCCUGAUUAUAGGGCCCAUCAUGAGUAGUCACAUCAUUGCUGCUCUGCACUGGAGAUGGGUGUUCUAUAUCUACGCUAGCAUCAUCGGUAUCGUCACCGGCCUCCUCCUUCUAAUUCGCGAGUCUCGUCCAUCCUUCCUGCUCGCCUAUGAGGUGAAACACCUCCGGCGCAAGAUGCCAAACAUCCCCCCAGCCUUGAACUACGACCACACCCCGGGCCUGUCCACCUUUAUGACAGAAGCCAUCUUUCGGCCCGCGCAGCUCUUCAUCUAUGAGCCCAUCAUCAUGACCAUCGCCGUGAUGAUUGCCGUAGCAAUGUCCCUGAUCUACAUCUUCACCGAAGCACUCCAUCCCAUCUACGAGUCCAUGGGCUUCUCCGCCUCCGACGCCUCGCUUAUCUUCACAGCCAUCGGCUUGGGAACAUGCUUCAGCGCGCUGACCCGCAUACUGGACCACUACCUCUUCAACCGGCGCCAACGCCACGGCCACCCCAUCCGCCCAGAAGACAAGCUCGUCGGCCUCGCCAUCGGCGCCCCUUGUCUAGCCAUCGGUCUAUGGUGGUUCGGGUGGACGAUCCCGCCCGAGGUGGAGGGCUCCGAGAUCCCAUGGAUUGUGCCGACGCUGCCCCUUGUCCUGGUCGGGUAUGCGCUGACGGAGCUCGACACUGUCUUCUAUGGCUACAUCUCCGAUAGCUACCUCAGCUACUCGGCUAGUGCGCUGGCUGCUAUUGCAUUUCUGCGGGCGUUGCUCGCCGGCACUUUUCCGCUGUUUACGCGGCAGAUGUUCCAUGGCCUGGGUGCUAAUGUCGCUGUCUCGGUGCUGGCGGCGGUGGCGACAGUGUUUUGUCUCGUGCCGCCGUUGUUUCUGUGCUAUGGGGAGCGGAUUCGUAGGAAAAGUCGGUUUGCGAGGUAUAGCUGGCAGAUUCAGGAGGUUAUGGUAAAGGAGGAGGAUAUGUGA
Penicillium alfredii is the source of this 1557-nucleotide messenger RNA. RefSeq lists its product as uncharacterized. The annotation marks the transcript as partial. Gene Ontology annotation, molecular function: transmembrane transporter activity. Lineage: Eukaryota; Fungi; Ascomycota; Eurotiomycetes; Eurotiales; Aspergillaceae. The transcript is spliced from 5 exons. The record is from RefSeq and is a predicted model, not a curated record. Gene Ontology annotation, biological process: transmembrane transport.